AUGAACGCCUUCGUGCCGCUGAUCCUGGUACUGAUGGUGGCAGCUCGAGUGACCCACUCAUCCAGGAUCCUGGGCAUCAUCCCGAAGGCCUCCAUCAGCCACCAGCUGCCUUUCAGACUGAUAGCCCUCGAGCUCGCCAAGAGAGGCCAUCAGGUCACACUCAUGACAACGGACCCGAUUAGAAAAAACAUCCAGAAUUUUACAGAAAUUGAUGUAUCGAUCACAUACGACUAUUGGAGAAAAACAUUUGACUUUAUGUCGAUGCCAGACCAAACUCCAGUAGAAUAUAUAGAAACAUGGUCUCCUUCAGGAAAGGCUGUGUGUGAGAUCCAGUUAGAAUCCCAACAGAUGAAGGAUUUUCUCCGGUCCCAACCGUCUUUCGACGUAGUUAUUCUGGAGCAGUUAUUAUAUUAUUGCUAUUAUGGCUUGAUUCACCAGCUUGGAUCUCCACCAACAAUUGGUUACGUGUCUCUGGGCGCUCCUGCUCCUGUACUCUCUUCUUAUGGAAAUCCCAACAACCCAGCAUACUGUCCAGAUUUCAUGGUUGGCUACACAGACCACAUGUCUUUCUGGGAAAGACUACAUAAUGCCUAUGUUAUGGCUCGAAUAUUUUACAUAUGGAACUACGUAACAAUGCCAUCGCAAAAUGAACUGAUUAGGAAAUAUUUUAGUCCUGAUCACCCCCCUAUGGAAGAAAUUGACAGAAACUUCAGCCUUCUUAUUGUCAACAACCACUUCAGUGUGAAUUACCCACGGCCACUGUUGCCUAAUGUCAUUGAGGUGACGGGACUACAUCUGGAGAAACAGCGGAAGCCACUUCCUCGAGAUAUCCAGGAUUUCCUUGAUGGUGCAAAAAACGGUGUGAUUUACUUCAGCCUUGGUACUAAUGUGAAGGGUAGUGCAAUGCCUGAGCACAAACAAAUUGCAUUCUUGGAAGCUUUUGCGCAGUUACCAUAG
Schistocerca gregaria is the source of this 957-nucleotide messenger RNA. Its product is annotated as UDP-glucosyltransferase 2-like. Lineage: Eukaryota; Metazoa; Arthropoda; Insecta; Orthoptera; Acrididae. Bases 1 to 957 code for a protein of 318 amino acids. The record is from RefSeq and is a predicted model, not a curated record. Gene Ontology annotation, molecular function: UDP-glycosyltransferase activity. The transcript is spliced from 4 exons.